CGGAGGGAAGGAGGAGCUGUGGCCGAUGGAGGAGCCUGAGCCAGCCGAUGGUGUGGCUGAGGAAGAGGAGGAAGCCUCCCCAGCCAGGCUCCUGGAGCACCGUUUCCAGCAGGGCUUCUUAGCUGGCCAGCGCUUGCUCCACUUUCCUUGGCAGGAUCUGGAAAAGAUACUAAAGGCUUCAGGGAAUUCCUCACUGCUGCUGACUAUUCUGCAGAAGACGGUUCUUCAUCCGCUAUGCUUGAAAUAUCCUCCUUCAGUCAAGUACAGAAGAUGCUUCUUAUCAGAGCUCAUUAAAAAGCAUGAAGCUACCGGGGCCGAGCCACUCGAUGAGCUCUACGAAGCACUUGGCCAUGUCUUAAAUACUGAAGAAAAUGCCCAUGGCUAUAAAAACUACUUACUGCCCACUGGAGAGGCCAUUACACUCGGCGAGAGCGUGGCCAUUAUUUCACGGGGAACGACCGGACUCGUCACGUGGGACGCCGGCCUUUACCUGGCAGAAUGGGCGCUGGAGAACCAUGCCAUCUUCACUAACAGGAGUAUUUUGGAAUUGGGAAGUGGGAUGGGACUGACAGGAAUCGCCAUUUGCAAAGCUUGCCAGCCCAGGAGGUAUACGUUCAGCGAUCACCACCCGUGCGUUCUUCAGCAGCUUUCGGAAAAUAUCCGUUUGAAUGGUUUAUCCCCGGAGCCUGAAGUCGGCAGCUUCAGUCUGGCAAAAUGUGAAACUCAGAAGGCAAACCUUACAGGAUUCCAGGGUCCCAAAGUAACCGUUGCAGAUCUCGACUGGAACCUGGCUACGAAAGAAGAGCUGGCAGGACUGCAGGCUGACGUUGUCAUUGCUGCAGAUGUGGUCUAUGACCCAGAGCUCACACUGUCCCUUAUUAAAGUAUUGCAAAAACUUCCCUGCUGCCCUAACGGACAAAAAGCCCCAGAAGUCUACAUCGCCUUUACAAUCCGAAAUCCUGAUACGUACUGCUGCUUCCAAACUGAACUUAAUAAAGUUGGGAUCAGAUGGCAAGCUGUUCCUAGUCCACAGAAGAACGUUUUCCCUUAUGACCAGCAGGCAAAGAUAACUCUCUUAAGGUUACUCAUUUAAGGGUGUGUGUUUUUUUCCUCUCCUCAGAAUUCACAUUACACUUGGAAUCAUUUCAACAAGACAAGUGGCUCUCAUGAUUCAAAUCUGUUAUCAUUAGUAUAUUCCGUCAGCAGUGUGAACACUGGUUGAGAGCAAAGAGGUUCUUACUGUCUGUUGGAGAUUGUAUAUAAGCUGGGCAACAUUGCUGGGGAGGAGUAAAGAGUAGUGAAAGAAAAUAUGAGAGGUAAGUGGGUGUCCUGGUUCACAAAACAGUCAAACAGGCUGGCUGGGAGGGAUCCCCGACUGAUAAUGCAGGCAAAGGCAGAUAAUCACAAGGAGAUAGAAAGUGUCCUUGCCUGUAAGAGUCCAUCAAGAGAAAGGCAUGGGUCAAGCAGUCCCAAGUCAAGGGAGGCAACUGGAACCAAGGUCAACACGGUCCAAAGGUCAAAGAAGAAGCCAGGAGGUCUGAAGUAGAAAUGUAGGAGUCCAGAAACAGGAACCCUGGCUAAAAAACAGACAAUUUCCUUCCAGCAACUCUUUAGGCAAACUCCGCUCUUAGGUUGCCUGAAACCAGCUGGUUCUAAUCAGAGCUUGAUUGCUUGCUGCUUAGGCUGCAGCCUGGCUGAGCAAUGGCUUCUUAGCUCUACCUUUUGUUGGAUCCUUUUGUUCCUCCUCCUUCAUGGAGGACUUAGAGGACUUGAGACCCCCAACUAUCUCAGCUGCAGGUGAGUCUUGCCCUUGUCCUGCUGGCUGAGGCUGCAAUUCCACAGGAGGAGCUGGCUGAGGCUUUGCAACAGGGAGGGCUGGCUGCUCUGCAACAGAAAGAGCUGCAGGCUGUUCCUUUUUUGGAAGACUUGCCUUGGUCCCUUCCUCAGCCUCCCAGUCCCAGUCCUGCAGCUCUUGACCCAUGACAAUUGGUGUCCACAGCCCGCAACUCCUGAUCUAGUAUUAGAAGUAGUUUAUGUAAGGUGCCCUAAAGACUGGGCACCCUUACGUAAGCUUUUGAAUCACAAUAUAAAACACCUUUCCCUGAUGAAGAAGCCAGCGAAACAUUGAAAGCCUGCCUGUUGAACUGUGUGCAUUUCUGGUUGCCCCAAUAAAGGUAUUGCUGUUUUGUUUAUUUGG
Sceloporus undulatus (fence lizard) is the source of this 2197-nucleotide messenger RNA. RefSeq names its product eukaryotic elongation factor 2 lysine methyltransferase (gene EEF2KMT). The record is from RefSeq and is a predicted model, not a curated record. NCBI's taxonomy places the organism in Eukaryota, Metazoa, Chordata, Lepidosauria, Squamata, Phrynosomatidae. Bases 26 to 1093 code for a protein of 355 amino acids. The transcript is spliced from 8 exons.